Messenger RNA from Nerophis ophidion (straightnose pipefish), 1842 nucleotides. Its product is annotated as paraspeckle component 1-like. The transcript has 10 exons. The coding region runs from base 145 to 1656 and encodes 503 amino acids. Lineage: Eukaryota; Metazoa; Chordata; Actinopteri; Syngnathiformes; Syngnathidae. Gene Ontology annotation, biological process: regulation of DNA-templated transcription. Gene Ontology annotation, molecular function: RNA binding. The record is from RefSeq and is a predicted model, not a curated record. Gene Ontology annotation, cellular component: nucleus.
UCUGCCGGAAAUUACAAAGAAGAUGUAGGGUUGCGCGCGCAUCCGUCGCCAUAUUGAAAGAAGAGGUCCCUACUUUUUGAAAGUACCUGCUUUCCCCCCUAAAUAAACACAUUAGUACCGUUUCAUUCGUGUCAAGUCCACGCCAUGGCGGACGGGAACGGACAGUUACCGAACCUGCAGCGCAGCAGCCCACUACAGAGCCCCCAAAUCAAUGCAGGCUCCCCCGCCGCAGCCGAUGAGCAAAGGCCGUCCAACAAAGAAGAAGGAGCCUCGCAGCCAGGCGGGGAUGCUCGCACACAAAUGAAACUUCAUAUUGCCAGUUUUCGGAAGCCCGGUGAGAAAACCUUCACGCAGCGCUGCCGUCUGUUUGUUGCUAAUUUACCGCUGGAUAUUCCGGAUGAAGAAUUUGUGGGUAUGUUCUCAAAGUAUGGAAAUACGGCCGAGGUUUUCAUUAACAGAGAACGAGGAUUUGGCUUUAUUCGUCUGGAGACGCGAACACUUGCAGAGAUUGCCAAAUCUGAGUUAGAUGGCAAAAUAUUGAACCAUCAACAAAUCACAAUCCGCUUUGCUACACAUGGUACAGCCCUCUCUGUGCGGAACCUUCUACCCGUUGUCACCAAUGAGCUUUUGGAACAGGCCUUUUCACAGUUUGGCCCGGUGGAACGAUCUAUCGUGGUGACCGAUGACCGUGGACGGCCCACUGGCCGAGGCAUAGUGGAGUUUGCGAAUAAAGCGUCUGCACGCAAAGCUUUGGAAUGCUGCACAGAAGGCGCACUGCUGCUAACCACAACACCUUGUCCUGUCAUUGUGGAGCCCGCAGAACACUUUGAUGAUGAAGAAGGACUGCCGGAAAAGUUGUUACCAAAGACUCCAAGGUACCUCAAGGAACGAGAACAAAAGCCACAUUUCGCUCAGCCAGGAACAUUUGAUUUUGAGUUCUCGUCUCGCUGGAAAGCUCUUGAUGAGAUGGAGAAACAGCAAAGAGAUCAUGUGGCCAAGUAUAUUAAAGAGGCCAAAGCGAAGUUGGAGGCUGAACUGGAGUCAGCAAAGCAUGAACAUCAACUCAUGUUAAUGAGGCACGAUCUAAUGCGACGUCAGGAGGAGUUGAGGAGACUGGAGGAGCUUCGCAACCAGGAACUGCAGAGACGAAAGCAAAUAGAAAUUAGGCAUGAGGAGGAGCGAAGGCGACGGGAAGAAGAAAUGGUGAGAGGACACAGAGAUCAGGAGGAUCUCAGACGGCAACCAGAUGGCUUUAGAUCGGGCUACCAGGACAACAGAGAACAGGAAAUGAGAGUGGGUGAUCUGGUCCCCCGUGGAGCUAUGACCAUGACAGAUGCUUACAAUCAGACCCCAGCUGUGUCCAACCCUAACCAGGGUCAAAUGAUGAGCAUGAGCGGAAGGAGCACAGCCGUUGGCCCCGAGGGAACUGCUGCAAACAUGGCCUCAAUGUUGAUGUCUGAAAAUGGCAACAUGCGAGGAGAUAGAUAUCCGCCAGCUGGAUUGCUAACAGGGCGAGUAGAAGUAGAGUCACCGAAGCAGCAGCAACAGCAGUCGGCACCAACAGGCCCUCCUACUGGGCCAGCACCAGGAUUUGGACAGGGAAGUCCUGUAGAAGGAGUGUUUGAUGGACCAAAUAACAAGCGACGGCGGUACUGACCUCAUAUAGACUUCAUGUUCAUCUACUUUUCCCUGAAACGUGUGCUGAUUGCUUUAUUUUUUAGUUACUGCUAUGCUCUGCAUAGUCUACUUUUUAUUUUGUGCAUUUCAGUCUACCACGUCAGGCUUUUAGAACUAGUCCAAGCCACAUUGUUUUUCUACAAUAAACUGUCUCUGUGCAUUGAG